CGUUCCUCAAUGCGCACGAUCAAUCAUUAUAGUACUAGAAUGGCGACUGCUGCGUGCGGUCGUCAGUGUAAAACAGGCGGUAAUACUGCCAAAUCACAAAAAGAACACCUGCGAAAAGGUAAAGACUCACAACGGAGACAGGCGGCUCUUUCUUUCCUGAACAACAUAUCUCUAGACGGACGGCCUUUAUAUCAUCUCAGCAAUGGAAACCUCGGUCAAAGGGACGCCGCCGAGCUCCGAAGUCGAGACGCCGCCGGGGCACAGGCGAUUGGACACACUCAAUUUUCACCGUGUACCUACGGAACCUUCCCCCAUGUAUCACCCUACUUGGCCGGUGGCGCUGCUACUACUGUGGCGGGGAUUGGGGGACUGAGCCCAGUCCUACCUAAUUUGGGUAUGUCUACAGACACUGGCGCAAGUGUUGCUGUGGGGUGCCGUGAGGUGUUGUUUGAGGGUGUAGACACCAUAGUACCCCCAGAUACCCCCCUGUCCCCCAUUUCUGGACCUCAGACCUUCAAUCCAAUUGCCAAAUCGCCAUCUGUGCUCCAGACUCUGAAUUCCGUGCCGGGGGAUACACGUCAAAGGUCACGGAAUCAUUCGGGCUCUCCAGGACCCGCAAGGGUGGCCAAGAAGGUCCACUUUAUCAAGAGUAUGAGGCAAUAUGACACGAGAGGCAGCAGGAAAGGAGUUGUUAUAAUGAUCUCAGGCUUUAACGUGGAGCUGCAUGAUGGUGACAUGAGUAGUUUCUCUUCCUGCCCACCCAGUGACCCAAAGCUGGAUGCUCAGAGACAACGGCUGUCUUCUGGGGUUGGCUCUGACCUGUUCCCUGGCCUGGAGGGCCUUGGGGUGGAGCUAGGGGCAUAUGGAAAGACGGUAUCGUACGCCCGAUUCCUUUUCCCAACUAAUGCCCUGGUGAGGUCGAAGAGCAGUGGACCACUAGAGCCCAGCACAACACAGACACCCCUAUCCCGUUACCGAGGCAACGGCCAGAAGAACUACACCAACCCGUCUCGAGUCAACAGCACCAUAGGACAGGACCCGAGUAUAGAAGACCUGGCAGACUAUGAUCCCUACCUACUCAGUGACCCUCAGUGGCCUUGCGGGAGACACAAGAGAGUUCUUAUAUUUGCAUCUUAUAUGACGACUGUUAUUGAGUACGUGAAGCCGUCAGACCUGAAAAAAGACAUGAAUGAGACGUUCAAGGAGAAGUUCCCCCAUAUCAAACUGACCCUCAGCAAGAUAAGAAGCCUGAAGCGGGACAUGCGUGCGGUGGGAGAGGAGUGCAGUCUGCAGCCAGUCACGGUGGCCAUGGCCUUUGUGUACUUUGAGAAGCUGGUGCUGCAGGGCCGCCUGAACAAGCAAAACAGGAAGCUGGUGUCUGCUGCCUGCGUCCUGCUGGCAGCCAAGAUCAGCAGUGAUCUGAAGAAGCAGGAGGUCCGACAGCUGAUUGACAAGCUGGAGGAGCGUUUUCGUAUAAACCGGCGGGAGUUGAUUCCAUUGGAGUUCCCUGUCCUGGUUGCCUUGGAGAUGGGGCUCUACCUCCCUGACAGCAAGGUCAUGCCGCACUACCGCAGGCUGGUGCAGCAGGGCUAGGCUGGAGCCUGGAGGUGGCCUGAAUCACUGGCCUGGGUCCAGUUUGGAUAUUUAAGUCCUGAUGAUAUUGAUUGGAAAUGCUGAUCCUGGAUCAUCACCUGGAGGGGGGCAUUUUCUUCCCUAGAAUAUGUUUAGGUGUAGCAGACAUGUCCCUUAUUCAAAUUGGGGGGGGUUUGGUGCUCAAUAUUUAUUUUGAAUGUUUCUUUAUCACGAUAUGAAGGAUUGAGUGUUAUCCGCAAAGAUAUUGGACUGAUUCGCUUGUACCGAACUUCUUUCUGUGGUGUGUAUUGCAUUCUGAUCAAUAUAUAUUUUAUAAACCAUGUCUAUUUGUACAAACAGUA
Messenger RNA from Oncorhynchus tshawytscha (Chinook salmon), 1934 nucleotides. Its product is annotated as CDK5 and ABL1 enzyme substrate 2. The transcript is spliced from 8 exons. The coding region runs from base 10 to 1593 and encodes 527 amino acids. Gene Ontology annotation, biological process: regulation of cell cycle. The record is from RefSeq and is a predicted model, not a curated record. NCBI's taxonomy places the organism in Eukaryota, Metazoa, Chordata, Actinopteri, Salmoniformes, Salmonidae.